Molecule: messenger RNA, 453 nt
Organism: Toxotes jaculatrix (banded archerfish)
Lineage: Eukaryota; Metazoa; Chordata; Actinopteri; Toxotidae
Gene: mt2
Product: metallothionein 2
Exons: 3
Coding region: 124-306 (60 amino acids)
Molecular function (GO): metal ion binding
Source: RefSeq, a predicted model, not a curated record
GGUCCUGAUUUCUGCUAUAAAAAGAGACGCCCAUUCACAGCGGAGUCACAACACAAUCUCGACCGAGACAGAGAAGACAAGUGCUUCAUACUCUGAAGAACAACCAGAUACUAGCUGUACAAGAUGGACCCUUGCGAGUGCUCUAAGACUGGAACCUGCAGCUGCGGAGAAUCCUGCACCUGCACAAACUGCUCCUGCACCACCUGCAAGAAGAGCUGCUGCUCAUGCUGCCCAUCCGGCUGCAGCAAGUGUGCCUCUGGCUGCGUGUGCAAAGGGAAGACAUGUGACACCAGCUGCUGUCAGUGAGGAGCCUGCACCAUCGGCACCCCCUUCCCCUUGUGAUGGAGCCAUUGUGAACUACUAUGAAUUAAUUGCAGGCAUAAAUGUCUAAAGAGAAUAUUGUAUUUUGUACUUGUCUUUCAGUGUUUAAAUAAACAUAUUUUGGCAAUGUGA